Molecule: messenger RNA, 636 nt
Organism: Daphnia pulicaria
Lineage: Eukaryota; Metazoa; Arthropoda; Branchiopoda; Diplostraca; Daphniidae
Product: endocuticle structural glycoprotein SgAbd-3-like
Exons: 3
Coding region: 54-491 (145 amino acids)
Cellular component (GO): chitin-based extracellular matrix
Molecular function (GO): structural constituent of chitin-based larval cuticle
Source: RefSeq, a predicted model, not a curated record
CAAUCCUUUCACCCAUCUCCUCGAGCACAGUUAUAACUUUCAAAAAAUUCAAAAUGAAAUUCAUCAUCGCACUCGCUUUCUUGGCAGUGGCUUUGGCCACACCCCAGCGUCGCCCUCAACCCCAAGGGCUUUCCGUUGUUAAACCUCCGGCCGGAUUCAAAGCUUCGCUGGGCAAUCCCAUCCUGAUUGUUUCAUCCAACAGCGAAAUGAACGCCGAUGGCAGCUACUCUUUCGAUUUCGAAUCCGCCGAUGGCACCAAAGUUGAGGAAAGCGGAAACCAAAAGAAAGUUGGACCUAAACCCGAGGAUAUCGGCACCGUUUCCAGGGGCUCUUACUCUUACACUUCUCCGGACGGUGUUAUCAUCAGCGUCAACUGGACCGCCGAUGAAAAUGGAUUCCAGGCCACCGGCGAUCAUCUGCCCACUCCUCCUCCGAUGCCCGAACACGUCGUCAAGAUGCUCGCAGACUUGAAGGCUGCCGGUGUUCUGUAAACGUGCCUAUUUAUAGCAUGUUGAAUACCACUUUGUUACCUUAUUCCACUUGGCAAAAUCCAAUUAAAUGUUUACGGCUUUGUAUCUUCAUAUUUUUUUGUAUCGGCUGACUGUAAAUAAUAAAUGCUUUUCAAGUAAAAAAAAA